AUGACUGUAACAAGAAACGUAAGAAUAUUUCGUAUAAAUCAUCCUCUGUCUUGUUUGAUUGACGCAGCACAUUCUUCCAACUUCAUAUUCGUCUAUAUGUAUCAUUCAAUCACGUCUGUGUUAAUAUCUACAUAUUUUCUCUCUCUCUCUCUCUCUGGCAAAUCUAGCAUAUCUCUCUCUCUCUCUCUCUGGCAAAUCUCUCUCUCUCUCUCUCUCUCUGGCAAAUCAGCACAUCAUCUCUCUCUCUCUCUCUCUGGCAAAUCUAGCAUAUCUCUCUCUCUCUCUCUCUCUGGCAAAUCUAGCAUAUCUCUCUCUCUCUCUCUCUGGCAAAUCAGCAUAUCUCUCUCUCUCUCUCUCUGGCAAAAUCUAGCAUAUCUCUCUCUCUCUCUCUCUGGCAAAAUCUCUCUCUCUCUAGCAAAUCAUAUCUCUCUCUCUCUCUCUGGCAAAUCUAGCAUAUCUCUCUCUCUCUCUCUAGCAAAUCUAGCAUAUCUCUCUCUCUCUCUGCAAAUCUAA
Molecule: messenger RNA, 513 nt
Organism: Acanthosepion pharaonis
Lineage: Eukaryota; Metazoa; Mollusca; Cephalopoda; Sepiida; Sepiidae
Source: the annotation of a GenBank genome assembly